AUGUCAUCCAACGCCUCCACCUACUCCAACCCCUUCGCCGUCGACCCUGCCGAGCUCCGCGACAUCAACGUUCAUGCACGCGUCCCCGUGAUCCUCGACGCCUCCAACUCCACGUACUUCACGCGGAAGACGUACUUCACGCUGCUCUUCCGCGAGAACAAUCUCGUGGAUCACGUGGAUGGCACCGUGGACUCCCGCGCCAUGGUGGACGACACCGAGUGGACCGUGAUCGAUGCCACGAUCAUCCGGUGGUUCUUCACCACCAUCUCCAAGGACUUGUUCCACACUGUCGUGAGCGCCGGCGACGACGUCCGCGCCCUGUGGGAUGAACAGUCCAUUGAUGACUACUGCCGCCGCCUGAAGACGUUGGCGGAUGAGCUCCGUGACAUUGGAGCCAAGGUGGACGACGACCUCCUCCUCAGCACGCUCACCGCCGGCCUCAACGAGGACUUCGGCAACACCGCCUCUAACCUCACCUUGAUGCCGGAGCCCUCCUUCCCCAAGUUUGUGGCGUACUAG
Molecule: messenger RNA, 519 nt
Organism: Aegilops tauschii subsp. strangulata
Lineage: Eukaryota; Viridiplantae; Streptophyta; Magnoliopsida; Poales; Poaceae
Source: RefSeq, a predicted model, not a curated record